Molecule: messenger RNA, 650 nt
Organism: Amoebophrya sp. A25
Lineage: Eukaryota; Dinophyceae; Syndiniales; Amoebophryaceae
Source: the annotation of a GenBank genome assembly
GCAGUAGCUCCUCCCGUUCCGCGAUGCAAAAUUUAGGAAACAACAUGGGUUUUUUGCUCGCGGGGGGACGAUCCUCAGGUGGCGGAGGCGCUAGUAGAUCGGGUACAUCUGGAGGGCAGCAGAGACGUGGUGCCUCUGAUUUCGUGUUUACGCACAGACUGGAGAGUAAAACGUACGAGAAACUGUUGAUCGACUAUCUCUAUAUCUUUCGCAAUCCAUCUUCUUCUGGUGCGGGACCAAUUUCGGGAGGAGGAGGGGGGCUAAGAUUUAUUAAGGCUAAAUAGACACUCACGUGGUCUCACUAUCUCUAUCUCAUGUGGUGGACCAUGGAUGCAGCUGAGUGGGUUUUUUCACUUAAAAAAGGUCAGUCAAGGGGACGAUCAUUUCUUUUAAAGGUCAGUCAAGGCGGUAAUUUUAAGAGGGACUACUUGCAAAGGGGUAGGGGAACCAGACUACAAAGGAGAUCCACCACAGAACCAGGGAUUGAUAUUGAGUGUCCAGCUUCAAAUUUAGCAACUCCUCCACAUCCGAUGCAGAAGUCGUUAGGAAAGCAUCGAGACUGCUUCACUGUCUCCUUUACGAUCUGUGGUUUGCUGCGGUGCUAGACAAAGACACGAAAAUGCAAAUCCAUGGAAAUAUGAGUCGACAAG